This is a messenger RNA of Amyelois transitella, 854 nucleotides long. Its product is annotated as glutathione S-transferase 1. Gene Ontology annotation, biological process: glutathione metabolic process. Lineage: Eukaryota; Metazoa; Arthropoda; Insecta; Lepidoptera; Pyralidae. Bases 72 to 749 code for a protein of 225 amino acids. Gene Ontology annotation, molecular function: glutathione transferase activity. The transcript has 6 exons. The record is from RefSeq and is a predicted model, not a curated record.
AUCAACUUUCUGACCAGUCAAGCAGUCCUCUGAUAAAUUUAUCUAUAUUUCGAAGCCAUUUGAAAUUCAAAAUGUCUCCGCUCAUACUUUAUACGCACCCGGCGAGUCCGCCAGCAAGUUCGGUGAAAAUGCUCGGCAAACUGCUCGGACUGGAGUUUGAAGAACGCCAGGUCAACCUACUGGCGAUGGAGCACAAAUCAGAGGAAUUUCAAAAGAUAAAUCCCAUGGGAACAAUCCCGGUCCUUGUUGAUGGUGAUUUUGUUGUCUCUGAAAGUCACGCGAUUCUCAAGUAUCUAUUGGAGUCGUACGCGACCGCUGAUCAGCGAGAGAGGCUGUACCCGAGUGACAUCAGAGUUCGCUCACUCGUCGAUACUUGCAUGUUCUUCAACACUGGGGUCUUCUUCAUCAGGCUCAAGGUUGUUGCGCUGCCAACCCUACUGGAAGGUCUGCCUGGUCCUUCGGCGCGCCAUCUGUCGGACAUCGAUCUGGCGUAUGGCAUAGUGGAGGAGUACCUUUCCCGCCACCGCUUCGUGGCGGCCGAUGACGUCACGCUCGCGGACUUGGCGCUGGCCAGCACCGCUGCUGCCAUGCAGGCUAUCAAGAAGAUUGAUGGGAACAGGUUUCCCCGUUGCGUGGCUUGGCUUGAGCGGUUAGAAAGGGAAGCUUGGUUCCGGGAACCCCACGCUACCUGCGUCGCCGCCUUCACCGAUGCAAUGGAGACUUUUUGGACGAAAAACAAGCAGUUAUAAAAAUAAACAAAGGUUCUCUGCUUAACCCAAUGGUAGACUGUUAGGUAAUGCUAUUAGCAUUAAGUCCGCCUAUUGUGUUUUACAAAUUGUAAAUGUUACAAUAAA